Molecule: messenger RNA, 1566 nt
Organism: Penaeus vannamei (Pacific white shrimp)
Lineage: Eukaryota; Metazoa; Arthropoda; Malacostraca; Decapoda; Penaeidae
Source: RefSeq, a predicted model, not a curated record
CCUCCACCACGUAUUCAGGGCAGGAUAGAGCGCACACGAAUUAGAUGCGGUGCCGAUAACCUACAGUGACCUAGGAUUUUUAAGAAUAAGAACCAAGCAAGAUGUCUCUGGUUGCUGAUGUAAUAGCAUCAGUUAGAAGCAAAAGUGGAGAGAAAGCAGGGAAACCUGGAACAGGUCAGCUGGAGGAGUUGGUAAAACGUGCAGAAGAGGCUCGCGAAGCAGUAUGCCAGACACUUGGAUCCCGAUAUGAUUCUUUGGCAAUGGUUGUUCAUGACACUGCACAUCUGCAUCAUCGUGUUGCUAAUGCCUUGGAGGAUCUGACAAAUCUGCACAGUUCUAUUGAACAGGAGGUAGUGAAUGGUUUAGAAGGCAGUGUAGGUGAGGUUGGGGGUGUGGUAAGGAGAUGGAGGGAGGUGGUUGGUGGCUUGGAAGCUGCCUCUACUCUCUUGACCAUACACACGUUGCUAGAUGAGGCUCACCAGGCCGAACUAGAAUAUGAAUUCCUGAAGACUGCUGAAAAUUUAGCAAAGGUUGAUAAACUUCUAGAGGAUGCAUCUGAGAAGGAUGUAGAGGGUCAACUUGACCUUCUAAGUACUCUGCAGGAGGAAAUGCUGGUCAGAAGGACACAGUUGGUUUAUACCAUUGGUGAGGUCUGGAAUGAAACAUUGACCUGGGAAGAGGAGCGUCUGGGAGAUGGUUCCAGAUCAGUCACUUUGGUAGUGCAAGCGGUGAAGUAUGAGUCAAAAGAGGAUGGAUUACAUAAACUCCAGCAGAUGUUGGGUGCAUUGCACAUGUUGGGAGAACUCCAGCGUCGUGUCACAUCCCUUGGCAAGAAUCUCAUGAAUCACAUUUUCAAGCCUAUAAUAAAUGAUGCAGCUAAGGUGAAAGCCACUGAUCGAAGAAGUGAUGGAUAUUCUGUCCAGGUCACAUUACCUGCAAACACUAAAGAAAAGACACCAGCAUCCACAGUGUUUGUGCAUCUCACUCAGGUAUUACGGAUCCUUCAUAGUGCACUCCUUUGUGUAAAAAUUGAGGCAGAUGAGGGUGAAAUUUCUCUUAUGCAGCUUCUGGGUAAACAGCUGGGACAGGAGUUUACAGAAGUGCUUAUUAAAGACUGCUUGGCUGAGGCAGUACCUUGCAGUAGAGCCCAGCUGGAGGAUUAUGAGGAGGUCAAGCGUGACACACAGAAAUUCCAGGAUUUCCUUAUUGAAAUUGGAUUUUAUGGACCUGACAACAAGUCCAUCAUAGAGUAUGCAGCCAAUGUGGAUGUUGUCUUCAGUAAUAAGGCUUGUGCACACUUGUUGGAGCGUGCUAGAGAGCUUAUGACUCGACCAGUUCAUGUCACAGUCAGUGUUACUCCACUGGAACCCGAGGGACCCUCAUCAUUCAGGAUGAGACUGGUAAGAAGUUAGAGAAGAGCAGUAUGAGGCUGGAGAAACUUCUUGCAGCAAAGACAUUCAACCUUCCUAAAUGUCAGAUCAGUGCCUCUGUCUGUGAACUUGUUGAACUGAUUUAUGAGACAAUGGAAGAGGCUUGUACCAGUGCUGCACCAUAUGCAGGGAGUUG